Plodia interpunctella (Indianmeal moth) is the source of this 1155-nucleotide messenger RNA. RefSeq names its product severe impairment of CI with lengthened youth (gene sicily). The coding region runs from base 136 to 1065 and encodes 309 amino acids. Gene Ontology annotation, cellular component: mitochondrion. NCBI's taxonomy places the organism in Eukaryota, Metazoa, Arthropoda, Insecta, Lepidoptera, Pyralidae. The record is from RefSeq and is a predicted model, not a curated record. The transcript has 5 exons. Gene Ontology annotation, biological process: mitochondrial respiratory chain complex I assembly; biosynthetic process.
UACUUACUAAAUCCAUGUAUUUUAAGAACAUAACAAACAAAUCUUGUCUGUCACUCACUAUCACAUAACCAACAGAAAGAAAAUUAUAAUACUGAUACAUCUACUGGGAAAAAAUUACCCAAAACUCAUAAAAAUAUGAAUACUAUGUGUACAAAUAUUGUAAAUAUUGCUAGAAAUAACAUUUUAUGUAAAAGAUAUUCCACCAAUAACGCUGCUAAAAGCGGUGUUAAUUAUUGUGCCAGUGUUGUAAGACAGCAUGACUAUGAAAAUUUUUUAGCUACACUUUUGAUGACAAAAGCUGUACGUUCACCAGCAUUUGUUGUGAGAGCAUUUAAUGUAGAAGUUUCUAGAAUACAAGAUCAAACUUCUGACCAAAAAAUUGCUGAUUUUCGCCUUCAGUUCUGGCUUGAUGCACUUAAAGAUAUAUAUUCACCAAACCAAUCAUUGAAAAAUAUUCCAGCGAACCCUGUGGCCCAAGAGCUGUAUAAGGUUUGUAAUGCUUAUCAACUGCCUAGGAGGCAUUUAGAAAAAUUGAUUGCAUCCAGAGGUAUAAUGAUGAAGAAUAAAUUUUUCCGAAACAUGGAUGAUGUGGAGAAAUAUGUAGAGGAUACCGUAUCUUCUGUUUAUUAUCUUAUUCUGAGUAUUGCCAAUGUUAAAAAUGUACAUGCUGACCAUGCAGCCUCACAUCUUGGAAAAGCUCAAGGAAUAGUUAACCUACUAAGAUCUCUAACAGUAUCUAGUCAUCAUAAAAUGGUAUCUUUGCCUAUGGAUAUUUUAAUGAAAAACGAUGUUAGCCAAGAAACUGUAUUGAGAUGUAUAGACAGUGACAAAAUGAGAAAUGUGGCCUAUGAAAUAGCUAGCAGGGCAAAUCACCAUUUGACAAAGGCAAGAAGCAUCUCGGUACCUAAAAUAGUCAAUCAAAUCUUCUUACCUGCAGUAUUUACUGAUGCAUAUCUCCAAAAGUUACAAAUGGAACAUUUUAAUGUUUACAGUAAAGUUUUACUGAAUAGAAGCCCCACUUUGCCAUUUCAGCUUUACUACAAAAGACUAAUGAAUACAUAUUAAGAGUGUGUGUACUUUAAGAUUCAUUUUUAUUAUGAAGUUGUUAAUGUAUUUCUAGUUAAAUAUUUGAAUAAAUGUGAUAAGUAUUUUAAU